Messenger RNA from Penaeus indicus, 1257 nucleotides. Its product is annotated as oplophorus-luciferin 2-monooxygenase non-catalytic subunit-like. The transcript has 5 exons. NCBI's taxonomy places the organism in Eukaryota, Metazoa, Arthropoda, Malacostraca, Decapoda, Penaeidae. The record is from RefSeq and is a predicted model, not a curated record. The coding region runs from base 24 to 1112 and encodes 362 amino acids. Gene Ontology annotation, molecular function: protein binding. Gene Ontology annotation, cellular component: plasma membrane.
CGUCAACUCCAUGCAAAGCCAGGAUGCCACGGUUGACCUUAGCUCUCCUGUUGUCUCUGAUCACCUUCUGUCAAGGGGGUGACGCAGGGACGCCCAGCCUCCCACGCUUCCCUGAUCUUCCCGAUGUCGCCAAGGGAAUGGAGUUCCGCAAGCUGCCUUGUCCAAACCCCGAAGAUAUCUUGCCUUGCACAUGCACUGCAACCGAAAGUAGUGAAAUGGACAUGGACUGCUCUCACGUGGAAAGCGAGGAGCAACUCGAGAGGGUAUUUUCCGCGACCUUUCCCUUCAGCACGUUCCGUAAUUUUACCAUGUAUAACAACACAUUCCUGACGGAACUGCGCAAUCAGUCUCUCGGCAUCGCCUCCUUCACGGGCGUCUACAUCACGAACAGCGUCUUGGAGGCGGUGGAAUCCUAUGCCCUCUCGAACAGCUUCGGCACAGCUCAGGUGAUUAACAUGCAGAAUAACCUAUUGUCUUCGUUUCCCUUCGCAACCGUGUCCUCUUUCACCAGCCUCCUGGAGCUCGACCUCAGUGACAACCAACUGACUUUUCCUGCCAUCGAGUCCGAGUCGCUGCUCAUGCUCGACCUGUCCAAUAACCUGAUUAACAACGUCUCCGUCGCGACCUUCUCUGGUGUGACACAGAUCUCGGAAAUUAACAUGAGCGGAAACCAGAUCCCCGAGAUUCCAACGGGCACAUUCGCGGGGCACCAUAACUUGUACCACGUUAACCUAGCAGGGAAUAAGCUGACCUAUGUCCCCGAGGGCGCCAUACAGCUGACCUCCAGCAGGCCAGGGACAGUUAUUUUGAAAAACAACAACAUUACCAGCAUCGCCGUUAACGGUAUAACGGACGUCGCUAACGGCGAAGUCGACGUCAGCAGCAACGCAAUACAGACAAUGGAGGAAGAUGUGUACAGGCCCAUACUCACGGACGGCGCUACUCUUGACAUCAACAAUAAUCCACUUACUUGCGGAUGCGAUAUCGCUUGGCUCAUCAGAAGUAAAGACUUGCUGGAGAGCGUGGCAGAAGGGGCAGCCUGUUUCGACAAUGAGUUGUUGAUUGAACUCGACCCCGAGAUGUUUGAUAACAUGAAUUGUUUCAAGAAGUGAGGUAUUCCUACACUUGGCGUCGUCCAAAGUCCCUUUCAAUAAAAGAUGAAGUUAAAAAAAAUCCUGCAGCUUUCAAUUCAACCAUAUGUUAUGUAUAUUUUUUUGUGUGUGAUUUGGCGUGCGAUUUCCCUAAAACAGUUUCGUA